AUGGAGCUCCCAUUUAGCGCUACCGCCAAGUGCGAAGUUCGCGCAGUUAUUCGGUUUUUGAACGCAAAAGGAGUGAAACCUAUUGAAAUUCAUCGCCAAUUGAAAGAAGUGUAUGGCGAGUCGUGCAUGAAUGUCAAAAACGUCCGCAAGUGGUGUAAGGAGUUUGCAGAUGGGCGAACUGAAGUUCACGACGAAGAAAGAAGCGGCAGACCGUCACUUUCCGACGAGACAGCCGCGAAGGUUGAGCAAACCAUGCGUGAAGAUCGGCGGACCACUCUGGAUGAUCUCGGCAUUUUGGUUCCCGAGGUUUCCCGAAGCACCAUUCACAGGAUUUUGACGGAAAAGUUGCAAUAUCGGAAGGUGUGCACAAGAUUGGUCCCGCGAAUGCUCACGGAAGACCACCAACGGCAACGAGUUGAAUCUUCCCGCGAAUUUUUUCGUCGUUAUGCAGACGAAAAGGACAACUUUUUGGAUUCGAUUGUCACGGGCGACGAAACCUGGGCGUUCCACUACACACCUGAGACCAAACAACAAUCACGUCAGUGGCGGCGUUCCUCUUCUCCCAAGCCGCGAAAAUUCAAACAAUCACCGUCUGCCGGUAAAGUCAUGGCAACUGUGUUUUGGGAUCGAAAGGGGGUAUUGUUGGUGGACUUCAUGCCUUCUGGGACCACAAUAAACGCUGACAGGUAUUGUGAGACUCUGAAAAAACUCAGACGGGCGAUUCAGAACCGGAGAAGAGGAAUGUUGAGCAAGGGCGUAAGCAUUCUUCACGACAAUGCUAGUCCCCACGUCGCCUGUACGACCGUCGCUCUCCUGCAACAGUUUGGAUGGGACAUCAUCACCCACCCACCCUAUAGUCCGGACUUGGCACCCAGUGACUACCACCUGUUUCCUAAGCUGAAAGAACAUUCGGCCGGAACGCGCUUCAGCAACGACGUCGAGGUGAAAGAUGAGGUUCAACGCUUUGUAACGAAUAACUCGUUACGGCGUCCCCGCGCGACGCCAGCGAGACACCGCGAGGCAACUGCAGUCGCGGCCGCGAGAUGGCUACGCACGCCUCGCGGUUCUCGCCGAUAA
Dufourea novaeangliae is the source of this 1077-nucleotide messenger RNA. RefSeq names its product histone-lysine N-methyltransferase SETMAR-like. The record is from RefSeq and is a predicted model, not a curated record. NCBI's taxonomy places the organism in Eukaryota, Metazoa, Arthropoda, Insecta, Hymenoptera, Halictidae. The transcript has a single exon. The coding region runs from base 1 to 1077 and encodes 358 amino acids. Gene Ontology annotation, molecular function: nucleic acid binding.